This is a messenger RNA of Suillus fuscotomentosus, 1573 nucleotides long. RefSeq names its product major facilitator superfamily domain-containing protein. Gene Ontology annotation, molecular function: transmembrane transporter activity. The annotation marks the transcript as partial. The record is from RefSeq and is a predicted model, not a curated record. Gene Ontology annotation, biological process: transmembrane transport. The transcript is spliced from 5 exons. Lineage: Eukaryota; Fungi; Basidiomycota; Agaricomycetes; Boletales; Suillaceae.
GAUUCUCUGUUCUACCUCGCCCAGGCACCGACAGUAUUGGGCUGGAGUCGGUUGUCCGACCACAUUGGGCGCAAGCCAGUGUUAUUAAUCGGGCUAACAGGAGCUUGCAUUUCAAUGAUAUGUUUCGGCUUUUCGACAACCUUCUGGAGCCUAGUCAUGAGUCGCUGCAUGUGGGGAGUAUUGAAUGGCAACAUUGGAGUUAUGAAGAUUGUGAUGGGUGAAUUGACGGACUCUACGAACAUGGCUAAGGGAUUUGCCUUGAUUCCGAUGGCGUGGUUAACUGGAGGUUUCGCUGGCCCUUUGAUGGGGGGAAUGCUGGCGCGGCCACAGGAUCACUGGCCUAAAUUAUUUAUCAAUCCAUUUUGGGGAAAAUACCCGUACUUUCUUGCUUGUGUAUUAUCUGCUUCUCCGCUCCUCUUGGCCUUUUUCAUACUGCUAUACUUCUUCCAGGAAACAUUAUUAAGCAAACGUCGACCAAGGUCGACAAUAGCCACGCCCAGCGUUUCUCGCGGUAUCAAUGAUCAGGAAGCGUUUGUGCAACAAUCUACGACAGAUACGCUCUUGUGGUCUCUGCUCACACCUACCAUUGUUAUUCCGAUCGCAAGCUACGCUAUGUUGUCCUUUCUUGACACGUCUUUCAGGGCUCUCAUGCCGCUGUUCCUUUUCACGCCCACCCACCUUGGCGGCAUGGGUCUUACUCCUUCUUCCAUUGGUUUGUGGCUGGCGUUCUCUGGGAUCGUAGAUGGACUCUUUCAGGCAUUGUUCUUGGCUAAAAUUGUUGAUUGGGUUGGUCCCAAGUAUCUAUUCUGUGUAUCAGUGUCGUGCUUCACACCGCUUAUGGUCGCGUUUCCGAUAAUGUCGUGGUUGCUACACACAAGGGGGAUGGUUGAUCAUGCAAUUAUGUAUGCCUUGCUUGGCCAGCUGAUUCUGACAGUGACAUGGGAUAUGGCAUUUGCUACUGUUUUGAUGUUUGUCACAGCUUCUGCCCCUGCGAAGAAUGUUCUUGGCGUUGUCAAUGGUCUCUCCCAAACCUCUGCAUCGAUAGCUCGUGCCCUUGGGCCUGCCUUAACCACAUCGCUCUUCGCAUUCUCAAAGAAACACAAUAUUCUCAAUGGAAAUGCAGUAUAUGUUGUCUUGAUCAUACUGUCCGGUGUCCUAAGAUGGCUGGGUUCGCAGCUGCCAGAUGAAGUACAAGACAGAGAUGAGUGAAAGGUCAGCACUUGAGAUUUUUUACCUGAAAUGCAUGAAUAGCGAAUACCCAGACACUUCAAAAGACCUGUGGGUUCCCGUACAGGAUUACGGACAUAGUAAAUGUACCAUUCGAGUUUCUGCCGCCGAGCCCGUUGAUUGAUGUACUUAAUACAUGUAUACUACUUGGUACUCUUGCCCAUUCUAAAAGCAUGGAUCAGCUUAGAUCCUCUACCUCGAGAUCAAUUGUGACCCAACGGAUGGUUGCACCGCCACCAAACCGGACUUUGCCGCGUCUCCCGAAAGUGGCUCGUCCGAGUUCGCCUCUCAAUAGAUUUCGACAAUGUCUCUGCUCCGUUCUUAUAAGCAGGCAAUACCGAGACGG